AUGGCUUUAAAGCAAAUUCUAACUCUUCAAUUAUUACCAAAAAGCCAUAGUUACACAUCAUUGUCAAUUUCACCAAAUGGUAAAUAUUUGGCACUUACAACGGCAUUACAAAGUAUAACUAUAUACAGAAUAUCAAAUAACACCAAUAUUACGUCACUUAUUCCUCACUCAAAACUAUAUACAGAUCAUUUGGAGGGAAUAAACAAAAUUAUAUGGUCACCAGACUCUCAAUGCAUUGCAUCUGCCUCAGACGAUUGUACCAUUGAGAUAACACAUAUUAAAUACGGAAAAUUACAAACCCUAAUAGGUCACACUGCACCAGUAAUCACUAUAAAAUAUAGUUACAAAGGUAAUUUAUUAUUUAGUGGGUCAAUGGACGAAAGUAUUAAAAUAUGGAAUGUGAGUGCAAGUGGUAUAUACAGUGGAAGUACUUUCACCAAUAGUUCCUCGUUGCUCACUGCACCUAUGAAAACAAUUAGCGCACAUUCAGAUCCUGUUGUUGUUUUGGAUAUGCCAAGCAAAGAUUCCUCCAUCUUAGCGUCUGGUUCAUUUGAUGGACUAAUUCGUAUAUUUGAUACUCAAACAGGAAAUUGCUUAAAGACUUUAACCUAUGAUAAGGAUUGGGCUAAAGAAGGUGGACUACCUAUUAUAAAUUUACAAUUUUCUUAUAAUGGUAAAUAUUUACUAGUAAAAUCUAUGGAUGGUGUUUUAAAGCUUUGGGAUUAUGUUUCAGGCCAAGUGUUAAGAACUUUUACAUGUACUGCAAGCCCUGAUAGCAGUAACGAUAUAGAUAUGACUAAAAAUGCCGCAAAAGUAGUUAGUAACGAAUCUUCUUUGAACGGAAAACAUUGCACUGGUAUAUCCUUUUUAUAUGAAACCAACAAUAACAAUAAAGUGAUUAUUAUAGAUGGUGAUGAUUUUGGUGAUCUAAAGUCCUGGGACGUUCAAACGCAAACUUUAUUGGAUAACAUCAAGUCUGCCAAUCGUAGUUAUGACAAUUGCAUUAUUGAUUUAGCGUGCCAUAAAAAUAUGGUUUUUUCAUUAAGUUUAAAUGGUUUAUUAAGUGUAUGGAAAUGGUUAUAG
Messenger RNA from Saccharomycodes ludwigii, 1083 nucleotides. RefSeq names its product Swd3p (gene SWD3). The transcript has a single exon. The coding region runs from base 1 to 1083 and encodes 360 amino acids. Gene Ontology annotation, cellular component: Set1C/COMPASS complex. The record is from RefSeq and is a predicted model, not a curated record. NCBI's taxonomy places the organism in Eukaryota, Fungi, Ascomycota, Saccharomycetes, Saccharomycodales, Saccharomycodaceae. Gene Ontology annotation, molecular function: histone binding.